Molecule: messenger RNA, 3397 nt
Organism: Xenopus tropicalis (tropical clawed frog)
Lineage: Eukaryota; Metazoa; Chordata; Amphibia; Anura; Pipidae
Gene: rfng
Product: RFNG O-fucosylpeptide 3-beta-N-acetylglucosaminyltransferase
Exons: 10
Coding region: 258-1352 (364 amino acids)
Biological process (GO): regulation of Notch signaling pathway; pattern specification process
Cellular component (GO): Golgi membrane; membrane
Molecular function (GO): O-fucosylpeptide 3-beta-N-acetylglucosaminyltransferase activity; glycosyltransferase activity
Source: RefSeq, a predicted model, not a curated record
GACGUCGAGGGCAGUGACGCGGAGCUGAUGAGUUGUUUGCUUCACCGUAGGGGGUUCUCUCAUGUGAUCUCAGACAUACCCGGAGAGCCAGGGCAGAAGAGUUUAGCUUUGACAGAAGAGAUGAUGAUGAUGAGCAUGAACUUCUUCAGAAAUACCCCAGGCCGGUGCAGUUUUUAGCAAAAAGAAGCACCAGCCCAGACAUCAGUGGCUGCAAUGCCCAAGCUGGCUGAUGAGGGCCCAUUACAUAGGGCUGAAGGAUGAAGACCACUUACAUUGGCCACAGUAAAGUUUGCUUCCUGGUGUCCCUGUUUCUCUGUGCCACAGUACUCCUGAAUAUUUCAUGGAGACAGAGGGAUUCCUCACAAUCUCUGCUACAGUGUAAUUCAACUUGUUCUCACAAGUACUUGAAACCUAAGUUGAAAGAAGCUCAUUUAACUGAUCAGCAUAAGAAAUGGGAGACUUUCAGGUUAAAUACAAAACCAGCUUCUGGAACAGGACAAGGGUACAAGCACUUUGUGAAGGAGCCAUUACAGAUAAAAGAUUUGUUUAUUGCAGUAAAAACCACAAAGAAAUAUCACAGAAACCGACUGAAUCUUCUCAUGCAAACCUGGAUCUCCAGAGCAAAAGAACAGACGUUUAUAUUUACAGACUGGGAAGACCAAGAACUUCGACAAAAAGCAGGAGAUCAUAUGGUGAACACAAACUGCUCUGCAGUGCACACACGUCAAGCGCUCUGUUGCAAGAUGGCCGUUGAAUAUGACAAAUUUGUUUUAUCAGAUAAAAAGUGGUUUUGUCAUUUAGAUGAUGACAAUUAUUUGAAUCUGCCUGCACUUCUGGAUCUGUUAUCUGCAUUCUCACAUAACACAGAUGUUUAUGUUGGGAGGCCCAGUUUGGAUCAUCCAGUUGAAACCGUGGAUAGAAUGAAAAGUGAUGGCUCGGGCCCUCUGAAGUUCUGGUUUGCGACUGGAGGUGCUGGAUUCUGUAUCAGUCGAGGUCUUGCACUUAAGAUGAGCCCUUGGGCAAGCAUGGGAAACUUUAUCAGCACUGCUGAGAAGGUGCGUCUCCCUGACGACUGCACUAUAGGCUACAUAAUCGAAGGGAUGCUCGAGGUGAAGAUGCAGCACAGUACCCUGUUCCACUCACACUUGGAGAAUCUGCAGAGACUUCCACCCAAAUCUUUACUAAAGCAGGUCACUUUAAGCUACGGUGGCCCAGAUAACAAAUGGAAUGUUGUGAGAGUGAGUGGAGCUUUUAGUCUGGCAGAUGAUCCAACAAGAUUUAAGUCGGUGCAUUGUCUCCUGUAUUCGGACACAGACUGGUGCCCUAACCAUAAACACAAGCCAUCAGCCUAACUUACCUAUCACCGAGGUAACCACAGUGGACUUGGGAUGUGCUGUGCAAGGCUUUUCUGAACUCAUUUUCAUUGUACCAAACUGAAUAUAUACUAAAAUCAACCAGACAACAUAACAAGCACCUUUGAAAAUUCCUAGCCUUGUAGAAGCUUCCUCCUCUGCAUCUUUUGUCUGUUACAACAUUGCAAACCUGCUCUGAACCCGCUAUGCUCCAAAAUUACUUUGAAUGUGCUCCUUUAUGUACCUGGCUAAAGGAUGAGUGUGUUUGAAGUAGCAACCAUGCUUACAAAGGGAAAGCUUAUCUUUCUUAUGUUAUACUCUGUGUGGCCUGAGAAUCCAGACAGACUUUUGAAUGCAAUGCUUUUGACAUACAAUUGCCUUGGAAGUUUUUCCUUUCUUUUAUGUACUGUACAAUUGCUUUCUCGUGGGAAUGAAUGGAACCACGUCCUAUGCUGCAUAGCCAAUGAUUAGUAAAUAGAGCUGCCAGCUCUUGCUUAUGCCUAAACAUGCAGCAGUUUUGUACGAACUGACACAUUUAGCAAAGAGGAUACCUGUGUCAGUUUGUCAGAAUAUCGCCACCACUUAUCCAGUGCUUUAAUAUCACUUGACAUUAAAGUUUUAGAUUCUCUUAAGUGCAAUACAAUCCGUCUGAAUUUAGCAGAAAUUGCAGAGAUUCCUGAAGUAAAUCCUCAAACAAGAACUAAAGAAGUAGGCUAAAAAUGCUGUACAUUAUGUUUGGGGCUUCUGUACCAGUUCACGGCAACCAAAGCCCUUUAUCAGGGAAGAUUUGUCCUGUUAUAGAUGCCCCAGUAGCUCCCCCAUCUUCUUUUCUGCUGAUUUACUGCACAUGUUCAGUAUUUCUGCCAGUUACUGAGCUUAGGGACCAACGCACAAUAUACUGUAUAUAUAGAAUAUAAAUGUCGCAAUAUAUGGCUGAUUAGCAAUUAAUACAGAUAAUUACUAAGUUACCCCAGCCUGGUUCUCCUUUUCUUUAAAAGAAAAAAGACACCAGCCUGGAGUGCUAUUUGCAGAUCACCAUGCCACAAUCAUCUUUCCUCAAAACGAGCUGAAAUUCUCCUAUAAAGUGCAAUCAAGUUACGCUCCAGUGGCAACCCUGUUUCCAAAAAGUUGGGACACUGAGUAUAAUGUAAAUAAAAACAGAAUGGUAUGAUUUGCAAAUGAUUUCAUUAUAGUACAAAGACAACAUACCGGCGAUCAUCUGGGCCACCGGUCUCCCUUCCCUGAUGCGAUAAAACUAAGUUUAACUUAUGUGUGCUCAGGGAAGGGGGUCGGGGGAGUGCGGGGGAUGCAGUGGGAGCUCCUUGGGGGGUGUGGGGGCAGCAGCCACGGUGGGCCCUGUACUCCCCAGUCCAACCCUGGGUCUCUUUAUCAUAUUUUUCCUUUAAUAAUGCACCAGAUGUUUUCAACGGGUGACAGGUCUGGACUUAAGGCAGGCCAGUUUAGCACCAAGACUCUUACUGUGGAGUCAUGUUGGUGUAAUCCAUGCAGAUUGCGGUUUAACAUGACCAAAAAAGUAUAAAAAAGACUUAACUUGGAUGAUGGCAUGUGUAUACAGUAUAUAUUGUUCAGCAUUAAUGGUGCCUUCCCAGAUGCGCAAGAUGCCCAUGCCAGGCCACUAAUGCACCCCCCAUACCAUCACAAAUGCAGGUUCUUCUUUAGCUUGAAGAAUGUGGUGUCCAUGAUUUCUAAAAAAAACAUUUUGAUUGGUCACACCACAGGACAGUUUUCUAUUUUUUGAAACGACCUGCAUCAAAUUCAAAACAAGUAUAUAUUAUACAGGAAACAUCUCUCAGUUUCAACAUUUGAUCUGUUGUCUUUGUACUUUCUGUUUUUACUCAUUUAAACAGUGUUCUAACCUUUUUGGAAAUAGGGUUGCACUUGUGAGUAGGGAUUUUCUUUAGUUCUAAAAUACAGAGGGGUACUAAGACUUUUUGCUUGUUUACAUCUUGUUCUCUUUGAUAUCAUUCCUGAUGCCUUGUUACUUAGCAACAAAUAAAUUAUUUAAAUACUUUUUUUUGCAAAAA